Molecule: messenger RNA, 789 nt
Organism: Glarea lozoyensis ATCC 20868
Lineage: Eukaryota; Fungi; Ascomycota; Leotiomycetes; Helotiales; Helotiaceae
Exons: 1
Coding region: 1-789 (262 amino acids)
Source: RefSeq, a predicted model, not a curated record
AUGAGGAGAGCCGAUAUGAUUUGGUUUUUAUCAACCUUGCUCCUUAUCACGACCGUAGACGCCGCCUCUCUUGAUCCCGAUAUAGACAUGGCGGUUUUAAUGCCGACAAAACCACCAGCAACAUCAACGCCCGAUUCAUGGGAGUGCGCCACACAAGACUACACCAAUUACUUCAACGUUCCAACGGCCACCGGUGCAUUGGAUACGGCAAUGGUUUCAUACGGGAGGUCUUUAUUCGAAACUUGUACAUAUACAGAUAUCCAACGAACUAAUUGCGCAAAUCCUGACCUCUCGCAAUGGUGUGCUUUUCGAACAAUCGUUCCAUCAACUCUCCUAUCUUCAUACUCCUCGUAUAACAGCCUUGCGUUUUCAUGGUGGUCGAGCCACAAGUCCGAGAUACUUUCAUUCGCGAGUGACUGCCCCAGUUAUUGGUACAGAGCAGGAUCACGACAGCUAUUCGGCUAUAGCCCAUUGAAUGACACGAUCAAUGAGGCGAUGUGCUAUGCGGAAGCAGCUCUUACAUCAGGGUCACCGACAAUGACAACAACGAUGCAAACGGGGAAGACUGCUACGCCUGGUCCGCUGGUGACUACGAGUGGGCCAGCUUCAACAGAUUCGCAGUCUCCGACGAUUAUUAGUUCCGUAACUCUUCCUACAUCGCAAGCUGCGGUCGGUGCGUCUGCUCCGAAGUCCACGACUGCGGCAAGCAUGGCUUCUGAAAAUUUGGGAUAUAUCAACGCUUGGAUGAUAGUGGGUGCUGUGAUGGUGGCAAUCGCUGCAAAUAUUUGA